Synchiropus splendidus (mandarinfish) is the source of this 4600-nucleotide messenger RNA. RefSeq names its product NACHT, LRR and PYD domains-containing protein 3-like. NCBI's taxonomy places the organism in Eukaryota, Metazoa, Chordata, Actinopteri, Syngnathiformes, Callionymidae. The coding region runs from base 228 to 4151 and encodes 1307 amino acids. The record is from RefSeq and is a predicted model, not a curated record. The transcript is spliced from 15 exons. Gene Ontology annotation, molecular function: protein binding.
CACGUGGCUCUUGAAAGAAGUUUGCACCUGAGCAGACUUGAUGGCUGGAAUGAUGAGAGCACUGAGGAGAGGCUUCCUUCUGAGGGAGGAGCUGCAGGUCAACUGAGGUCAUGAUGGAGGAAACAGCAGGAACAGAGCAGGACACACACCCUCGCUCACUGGGCGAGUGAGUUUCCGUGAGCAGGAUCAGAAGGAGCUGAGCUCAGCUGGAAGCUUCACCUGUAAACAUGGACACAAGUCUUCAGACCAGAGAAGAGCUGCGAACAGGUGUGGACAGAGAGGAGGAAGCUCCUCCCUCUAAAGCCCUUCUGGGUGAGGACCAUGGCAGCCAGACCAGAGCUCAGAGAUCAAAGCCACUCACAUCAGAAGCUGCUGGACGAGGGCAAGGACCUGGACCCGCUCCCAACUGUGAGUCUCUGAAGAGUGACUGGUCUAUAGGAAGAGAUAUUAACUUCAGAGGAGGGCAGGACCAUCAGAGGAGGAGCAGGUUGAAUCAGGAGAAACUGGACUCUGAACUCACCUGUGAGUCUCUAAACAGUGACAGGUCGAUGGAUCUUCUCAUUGAUUUCAAAGGUGGACAAGAGCCUUCAGGAGAGAGAGAGGAUCAGCAGGUCUCAGAUGUUCUCAGUCUCCAGUGUGUCCAGCAGCAUCAGACAGAUCUGGACUCCACACUUCAGCUGCUUGAGGAGAGUGUCAUGACCCUGGUGAAGAAGGAAGUGAGGAGAGUCCAAAGGUUCCUCAGUCCAGAUGAUUCCAAAUACCAGGAUGAUGAGGAAGAGGUGAAGGUGAAGUGUGAUGAGGAGCAGAUAAGGAGCAGCAGAGAAGCUUUCCAGGACUUCAUCAUGAACCUCCUGAGGAGCAUGAAGGAGGAGGAGCUUGCUGAUCGUGUGUGGAGCAGAAGUCGUGCUGGAACGUGUGCAGGACGACUGAAGAGGAGCCUGCAGAAGAAGUUCCACAGUGUGUUUGAGGGGGUGGCUAAAGCAGGAAACUCUGCCCCUCUGAAUCAGAUCUACACAGAGCUCUACAUCACUGAGGGGGGCACAGACCAGGUCAACCAGGAGCACGAGGUCCGACAGAUCGAAGCAGCAACCAGGAACCAGACCAGAGCAGAAACUACCAUCAGACCAGAAGACCUCUUUAAAGCUUCACCUGAGAGAGAGGGACCCAUCAGGAGCCUGCUGACGAAGGGCGUGGCUGGCAUUGGGAAGACCCUCCUGACCCAGAAGCUGACUCUGGACUGGGCUGAAGACAAAGCCCACCAGAACUUCCAGCUCAUGUUUCCUUUCACCUUCAGAGAGCUGAACCUGCUGAAAGAGAAGCAGUUGAGUUUGGUGGAACUUGUUCAUCGCUUCUUUCCUGAAACCAAAGACUCAGGACUCAGCAUCUUUGAAGGAGUCCAGGUUCUGUUCAUCUUGGACGGUCUGGACGAGUGUCGACUGCAUCUGGACUUCAACAGUCGGGUCCUGACAGAAGCUACAGAGUCCACCUCAGUAGACGUCCUGCUGACCAACCUCAUCAGGGGGAAGCUGCUUCCCUCAGCUCACCUCUGGCUCACCACACGACCUGCAGCAGCCAAUCAGAUCCCUCCUGAGUGUGUGGACAUGGUGACAGAGGUCCGAGGGUUCACUGACCUCCAGAAGGAGGAGUACUUCAGGAAGAGGUUCAGAGAUGAGGAGCAGACCACCAUCAUCUCUCACAUCCAGAGCUCACGAAGCCUCCACAUCAUGUGUCACAUCCCCAUCUUCUGCUGGAUCACUGCCACAGUUCUGGAGGACAUGUUGAAGAGCAGAGAGAGUGGAGAGCUGCCCAAGACCCUGACUGAGAUGUACAUCCACUUCCUGGUGGUUCAGGCCAAAGUCAAGAAGCUCAAGUACCAUGGAGGAGCAGGGACAGACACAGUUUGGGACCCUGAGAGCAGGAAGAUGAUCAAGUCUCUGGGAAAACUGGCUUUUGAGCAGCUGCAGAGAGGAAACUUGAUCUUCUAUGAAACAGACCUCACAGAGUGUGGCAUCGACAUCACAGCUGCUGCAGUUUACUCAGGAGUCUUCACACAGAUCUUCAGAGAGGAGAGAGGACUGUACCAGGACAAGGUCUUCUGCUUCAUCCACCUGAGUCUCCAGGAGUUUCUGGCUGCUCUUCAUGUCCACCUGAAGUUCUCCAACUCUGGAGUCAAUCUGCUCCAUUCACAGCAAACAUCCGUACUGAUAAGAAUCUUCAGAAAGAAUGUUCUUCCUGAACAGUUCUACCAGAGAGCAAUACAUGAAGCUGUAGAAAGUCCUACUGGACAUCUGGACUUGUUCCUGCGCUUCCUUCUGGGUCUUUCUCUGCAGAGCAGCCAGAGACUCCUUCCAGGUUUGUUGCCACAGACAGGAAGUAGCUCAUGGACCCAGCAGAACACAGCAGAGCUCAUCAAGAAGAAGAUAAAUGAGAAAGUGUCUCCAGAGAGAAUCAUCAAUCUGUUCCACUGUCUGAGUGAAGUGAAGGACACUUCUCUAGUGGAGCAGCUUCAACAGCAGCUGAGAUCAGGACGUCUCUCCACAAAGCAACUGUCUCCUGCUCAGUGGUCCACCCUGGCCUUCAUCUUAUUGUCCUCAGAGGAAGAUCUGGAGGUGUUUGACCUGAAGAAAUACUCUGCUUCAGACAAGGCUCUUGACAGGCUGCUGCCGGUGGUUCAAGCUUCAAAAGCUGUUCUACUGAGAGACUGUCAGCUGUCAGAGAGAAGUUGUUCCCUUCUGUCCUCAGUCCUCAGCUCUCCGUCCUCUCGUCUGACACAACUGGACCUGAGCUACAACAGCCUGAAGGAUCCAGGAGUGGAGCUGCUGUGUGCUGGACUGAAGAGUCCACACUGUCACCUGGAGACUCUCAGCCUGAGCUGGUGUGAUCUGUCAGAGAGAAGUGGUUCCCUUCUGUCCUCAGUCCUCAGCUCUCCGUCCUCUCGUCUGACACAACUGGACCUGAGCCACAACUACGGCCUGAAGGAUCCAGGAGUGGAGCCGCUGUGUGCUGGACUGAAGAGUCCACACUGUCACCUGGAGACUCUCAGCCUGAGCUGGUGUGGACUGUCAGAGAGAAGUUGUUCCCUUCUGUCCUCAGUCCUCAGCUCUCCGUCCUCUCGUCUGACACAACUGGACCUGAGCUACAACAAUCUGAAGGAUCCAGGAGUGGAGCUGCUGUGUGCUGGACUGAAGAGUCCACACUGUCACCUGGAGACUCUCAGCCUGAGCUGGUGUGGACUGUCAGAGAGAAGUGGUUCCCUUCUGUCCUCAGUCCUCAGCUCUCCGUCCUCUCGUCUGACACAACUGGACCUGAGCUACAACUACAUGUAUGAUUCAACACUGAAGCUGCUGUGUGCUGGACUGAAGAGUCCACACUGUCACCUGGAGACUCUCAGUCUGUCAGGGUGUAUGAUCUCAGAGAAGGACUGUGCUUCUCUGGCCUCAGCUCUGACCUCUAACCCCUCCCAUCUGAGAGAGCUGGACCUGAGCUUCAACCAUCCAGGAGGACCAGGACUGGAGCUGCUGUCUGCUGGACUGGAGAGUCCAGACUGGAGGCUGGAGACUCUCAGGCUGGAUCACUGUGGACCACAGAGGUUAAUAUCUGGAUGGGAGAGAUACGCCUGUCCACUCUCACUGGACCCAGACACAGCUCACCGGCGCCUCCUGCUGUCCAACAACAACAGCAUGGUGGAACUAGUGACGGAGGAUCAGGAUUAUCUGGACCAUGACGACAGGUUUGAGCGGUGUCCUCAGGUGAUGAGCAGAGAUGCUGUGACUGGUGUCUGUUACUGGGAGCUGGAGUGGAGAGGAAGAGUUUCUGUGGCAGUGACUCUCAGGAGAGACGGAGGGAAGGAAGACGAGUCUGAGUUUGGACAGAACCAUUAUUCCUGGAGUCUGAGCUGCUCUGAUGAUGCUGGAUAUAAAUUCUGUCACAAUAAGAGAGAAACUGUCAUCGAGAGCUCAAAAGUCUCUCACAGAGUUGCAGUGUUGCUGAAUGCACCUCCUGGAACUUUAGAGUUCUUCAGAGUCUCCUCUGGAGUCCGGACUCACCUGCACAUCUUCCCCACCCCCACUGAACCUCUGUACCUGGGAUUUGGACUCGGAAAGGUUCCUGGUUCUGGUUCCUCUGUGUGUGUGUGUGACCUGAAUGUGUGAGUGUGUUCCUCCAACAAACUGGUGUUGCUGGUUCAAAUCCCCAUCCAAACUGCAGACAGUGAGGAAUGAAAUCAAAUUUAAGAGGUGGUUGAAAACAUUUUCCCACCACUGUAAAUGAAUAGAAAAUCUGGAUUCCCCUCUGGAUCUUUGUCUUUUCCCACCAAGAUUCCCCACUGAAAGGAUUAGAAUGGUAGCAGUAAGGAAGCGUGCAGCUGAGCUCCUCUCAGUGGAUCAGCAACCGUAACUGUAUGAAUAACAGUCGAAGCUCAGCGUCAUGGAAAAUGACUCGCACUGUACCACAGAGGACUCUCCAUUUGAAUUCCUCCCAUUGGGUCAGUGUUUUGGGUUGCUACAAGACGUUGAUAUAGACAUAGAUUAAAGCAUUUAAAUCAUGUUUUAUGUAUCAUUUUUAAAUACAUUGGUGUUGUUUAAAAUCAUGCAUAAUAACU